Messenger RNA from Recurvomyces mirabilis, 906 nucleotides. RefSeq lists its product as uncharacterized. Gene Ontology annotation, biological process: thiamine biosynthetic process. NCBI's taxonomy places the organism in Eukaryota, Fungi, Ascomycota, Dothideomycetes, Mycosphaerellales, Teratosphaeriaceae. The transcript is spliced from 2 exons. The record is from RefSeq and is a predicted model, not a curated record. Bases 1 to 906 code for a protein of 301 amino acids.
AUGGCGCAAUCCCAGGCAAAGGUUAGGAUCGCCCUGGACUGGACGCCUAACACCAUUCACACGGGCCUGUAUAUCGCCAAGGAGUUCGGCAUUUAUGACAAACAUGGCGUGGACGUUGAAUUGUUGCCACCCGGCAGAGAGUACAGCAAAACCCCUGCCAAGCGCCUCGAUGGUGAGGUAGACCUGGCAAUAUGUCCAAGCGAGUCAUGUAUAGCCUACCAGCACUCCAACAAAAUGCAGCUCUGCGCAGUCUAUGCCAUCCUCCAAAAUGAUGCUUCAGCCAUCGUCUCGACCUCGCUAGAUAACUUUAGCAAGCUAGGCGAAGGCAAGACGUACGGCAGCUACAAUGCUCGUUACGAGGAUGCCAUUGUGAAAGCCAUGGUCAAGCAUGAUGGUGGCGAUGCAGAAGGCGUCAAGAUCUCGCAGCAGCAGGGCAAGUUUAGCUUAUUCGAGGCGAUGCAGAAGGGUGAAGUGGAUGCCACAUGGGUCUUCAUGCCCUGGGAAGGUAUAGAGGCUGAGAUGAAUGGUGUCAAGCUUCAUGCUUUCCGUCCUGGAGACUAUGGUAUUCCGUAUGGCUACUCGCCCGUGAUCGCCUACAACGCUGCCUCUGGAGGACUGGAUAAAGAUGUGCUUCGCAAGUUUGUGGCGGCUACGAGGGAAGGCUAUCAGCAGGCGAUUGGGGACGCGGAUCACGCGGUGCAAGUGAUACAGAAACACUGUGACCCGCAGCAAUCUGUAGAGUUCCUGCGUGAGAGCCAGAAGUCAAUCAACGAAUACUACUCGGAUGGGUCGACUCUUGGUGCUAUGUCAAGGGAGAAGUGGCAAACUUGGAUAGAGUGGUUGGAACGUCAAGGACUAUUAGACGGCGCCAAUGUCGAUAUUGGAAAGCUGUUCAUAGAGAUAUAG